Adineta ricciae is the source of this 1497-nucleotide messenger RNA. Lineage: Eukaryota; Metazoa; Rotifera; Eurotatoria; Adinetida; Adinetidae. The record is from the annotation of a GenBank genome assembly.
AUGACUUUUGAUCAGGUUUCAAACAAUUAUCUUGUUCAACUAGCUUCGCGGAGUGAAGAAUUCAUUCUUCCAUGUUUAUUAUUAAUUGGUACAACUUGUAAUACUCUAACAUUUAUUGUUAUGAGACGUGGCCGUAUGCGACAUUCAUCUUCAUGUUUUUAUAUGGCUGCUUUGGCUAUGGCUGAUACGUUUGUUCUGUGGAUCGGCUGUCUGAAUCGAUGGUUGGAACUAAUUGAUAAACAACGGCCAAUUCUCGCGUGUAAUCUCUGCUGCAAAUUUGGUACAUUCGCAUUCUUUUUCUUUGCUGAUUGCAGUGUAUGGAUAACCGUGGCAAUGACCUUCGAACGAUAUAUCGCUGUUUCCCAGCCACUUCGUGCUAGUCAAAUCUGUACAAUCAAACGAGCACGGUACAUGCUUUUGCUCGUCCUGACAAUUUUCUUCUUCAUCAAUGCACAUUUCCUAUGGACAUUUCAUUUAUCCCCAAGUCGUUCGCAUUGUAUCCCAUUGAAUGAUGAGUCUUUAUUCUUGAAAUAUUUUACAUGGUUUGAUUCGUUUAAGUACUCAUUUUGUCCAUUUACAGUUCUCAUAACAUUGAACAUUUUGAUUAUCAAAAGUUUACUCAACGCUCGAAAUACAACGAAAUUAUUGGAACAACAAGCGACUUAUGUGAAGAAGACGAUCGAUACAAAGUCAUCGAUCUCGUUUUCGUCAACAUCAACGAACAAUAGUGGAACUACCUUGAUGAAAAAAUCGACAACUAAACAGACGCAACAUGUCUCAACCAAAGCAUUAGCCUACCGACGUGUGAAUCGUCGUUUGACAACAAUGUUAUUGACAGUAUCCUUUGCUUUUUGUAUUUGUUCAAUGCCCAUUUCGAUAAUGCAAAUAAUCGAUGCAAUCUAUUCGGAUAUUAAUCAACGUUCAUUCACCCUGAAUGUAACUAUAACCAUUGGAAAAAUCAUCGCCGAAAUAUCUCAAUACAUUAACCAUUCAUCCAACUUUUUUCUCUAUGCAUUUACGGGUCGAGUGUUUCGUCACGAACUCCAGCGAUUGUUUACGUGUCAACACAAUCGAUUCUUUUCGUCAUCAUCGCAACGUUUACGACAUCGAGCGCAGAAAUUACUAACAAACUACAAUCCAGCACAAGGUGUCCACGAACAUUUCUACGCCCAUGGAAAAUGUCAUACAAGAAUACUAGUUGCACCUAAACAUCUGCUAUCUUUACCUACAAAUGCCGAUACUUAUCGACAAAGUAUGUGUAGUACUUAUUCAUUAUCACAAAUUCCAAUUACAAGACAAAAUUCACCAUAUCAUCAGCUGCCGAUGCCAUUGCAAACGACAUCAUCACUCAUGCUGUUGGAACCAUCAUUAACAAUGAAAUCAAAGGCAACACUUACUUCAUUGAUUGAAAAACUUAAGCAUGAACAAGAAGAACCCUUGUUACCUUCGAAGGAUAUACAACCAUAUGGUUUUAUCGAUACGAUUUCAAGUUCAUAG